UGCAUUGUUCUCUUUACUAUUAUCUUAUCAACAACAUUAUUAUGUAUUGCGAUUAGAUCAGAUGGUAGCAAUCUUAAGCAGGUCAACGCAAUGAAGGAGAGUAGUAAAUCAUCAACAACAACUACAAUAACAACUACACCACCAACAACAACAUCAACAACAUCAACAUCAACAACAAAUACAUCAAUUACAACACAAACAAUCAAAACUUUACAAACACCAACAACAACAAACAAUUUACCUUCAUCAUCAACAACAAUAGUUAAACCAAAUGCACAACCAACCAAUAAUACAGCUCCAUCAACAAACAUUAAAGCUGAAGGUACAGAAGGGAAGACUACCACGGCACCAAGAAUCACCACAAGACCAUGUCAAGGAAAGUGCUGUGUUGGUAUCACUCCUGUGACUCCUUUCCCUACCAAGCCCAAGAUCAUCACGACCAAUGGAAGCAACACCACCACUAUCAAUCCAAAGCCAACAACACCUAUAUCCAAUCUAACACCAAAGCCAACAACUACACCAACUGCAACAUCAACAGCAGCAACAACAACAAACAAUAUAAAGCCAACAAUAUCUACAUCAACAACAGGAACAUCAUCCACCAAUACAAAGAACUUUGUACCAUCAGCUGGAUUCGUAACGACAGGUAUCAAAAGAACGACAACGACUGGACCAAACAUCAUCAGAACAUCAUUAGAGUAUAUUCUAACAGCGGAUGGAAAGUACAUCAAGACCAACACACCAAAUGCCAAGCUCUACCACGCCAUCCCCAAGCCCAACAAGACCAUUCUUGCAAACAAUCGAGGCGUGGAGAUACCAAACAGUCUAGAGUAUAUCCUAGACAUUCCUAUCAUCCAUGAGGAACCAUCUUCCAAGACCAACCCAACAUGGGGACGAUUGUUACUCGACGCCUUGAGAAGGCUCGUAGCCAACAGGAAGGCAACAAGGGUAUGUCAUCCUAGGCUGUGUAGUUGGAUCAACAAUCAGUCCAGUCUUGCUAACUUUCAAUUCCAACUAUCAGAUCACAGAGAGAUUAAAGAUGGACCAAAUGUACAAAGACAUGGAUGCCAGGACUGCAAAGGACAAGGCGGACUGGAAGGCCGGUCUGCU
Molecule: messenger RNA, 1110 nt
Organism: Acytostelium subglobosum LB1
Lineage: Eukaryota; Evosea; Eumycetozoa; Acytosteliales; Acytosteliaceae
Exons: 1
Source: RefSeq, a predicted model, not a curated record